AUGGGUUUUCCAGUGGGUUACACGGAAGUUUUCCUUCCCAAACUCUUCAUACACACACUUUCCCUUCUGGGUUUCAUCAGAACUCUCAUUUUCUCUCUCUUCCGCUUUCUGGGUCUCUCAGAUUUCCUCGAACCAGACGUUUCCUUCCUAGAAAACACGACCCAAAGACCUGAAAACCCCCCUCUAUCCGCAAUCCUGAUCCGGGAAAUCUUACCGGUGGUGAAAUUCGAGGAUCUCACAGACGCAGGAGCCGGAGAUCUGCCGGAAAGUUGUGCGGUUUGUCUCUAUGAGUUUGAGUGUGGGGAAGAGAUCAGAUGGCUGACGAAUUGCAAGCACAUUUUCCAUCGGGCUUGUUUGGACCGUUGGAUGGACCAUGAUCAGCAGACUUGUCCUCUUUGUAGGACCCCUUUUGUACCACAUGAUUUGCGAGAUGAGUUCAAUCAACGGCUAUGGGCUGCCUCUGGUAUUUCUCAAGACUUCUAUGGUUAUGAGGAUCAAAUGAAGUGGGUGGUUGAAGUUUAUCAGGCUGUGGAGCUGGUGGUGGAUUUGAUUGAAUUGAAUUGGGAGACUGAAGACAGGGUACUAGUGUUUUUUGGCGUUUGGCUGGUUGGUGAAGACUUACAGCGGAGUAGCGUAAAACAUGAGACUGAUGGAGUUUGUUAAACAACAAUGUUUGGUGCAAGCAGAAAAAUCAUAACCGAUUUCAUUCGAG
Molecule: messenger RNA, 712 nt
Organism: Ilex paraguariensis (yerba mate)
Lineage: Eukaryota; Viridiplantae; Streptophyta; Magnoliopsida; Aquifoliales; Aquifoliaceae
Source: the annotation of a GenBank genome assembly